Phalacrocorax carbo (great cormorant) is the source of this 4855-nucleotide messenger RNA. Lineage: Eukaryota; Metazoa; Chordata; Aves; Suliformes; Phalacrocoracidae. The record is from RefSeq and is a predicted model, not a curated record.
CCAAAGAGGUUGAAUGACUCUUCUGGCAGCUGUGCCCCUCUCUGACGCAGCUUUGCUCUCAAGCAUCUUUCAGAUGCGAUUGGAUGGGUGGAACAGCCUGACCACCCCAUGUAUUUGCAGUUAUUGAGAAAGGUGCUGAACCCGCUGCCCUGCUGGUGUGAGGCCCUCAUUGGUGCCACGGAGGGGCCGAUCCAACAGCCCCACUCCUACAAACAGCGGGCUGGGACAUGCAGAACCAUUGGGGCGCACAGGGUUGUUCAGGCUGUGCAUGGAGGAACCUUAGCUGAGAGAAGAAGCAAGUUUUGAUAGAGUGUUUGGUAUGAAUUAGCAGACAUGGGUGGGCAGUCUGAUGAGGUCAUUAAUACCUUGGUGUUGGGCAAGGUAAAUACAGAAUCACCAAAAUGUCUUGGUGAAAAGCUCUGAAAGGCUUGGCAGGUGAUUUUUGGUUAGAGGUUUUGUCACAGGCUGUGCCUUUUGAGUGCAGAAACUGUGCCAGCUGCAGCUGUGGUCCAGAGCUGCCCUCCAAGGAAGGUAGCAAGGGAUGGUGAUACUUCACUAGCCGGCAUAGAUGGGAAGAAUUAUGUCACGGGACCAGUUUGGGUGAGGGAUGACAGACCUCUGUAUGCUGAAAAGAGAAUUGGCAGAAUCCCAUUACAGCCCGGUCAUGUCCUGUCCUGAUCCACUCACAGGCCUAAGUGGUACUGGAUCAGCAUUACAGUUUUGGUCAGACUAGAGUCUAGCAGGAAGGUAAGAUGUCCUUACAUCUUUAGUACAAGAGAAAAUAACUGUGGUGUUUUAAUCCUGCUGAGGGACAGCCAUGGUGUAACUGGGUCUUGUGACACAGCUGCUUCUGUAACAAAGACAGGAUCCUAGAUGAGGGUGAAUGAAGAUGAUGAUGAAGAAUCUCAAGGAGUUAAAGCCUGGGGUGUAUUGCAGCAACAGUAGGUCCUCGACAGCCAUGGAUUAUUUAUUGCUAUACCCAGCAGUUCUGCAGUGUUUUAGCAAGCACGUAAGUCAGGGAUCUCAAGAAGAGCUGUUGCUGCCUUGCUUUGGAGGAGAGAGUACAGCAAGUGGCUCUGGAGCUGUGCAAAGCUGCAGAUAUCAGGGAGAAAACCAGCCAGGAAGGAUGUGGCAAGUGGUAGCUCAAGAGGAGAAGGUAUUGUCUAUUUGGGACCUGGAUAAGAGCAUGGGAAUAAAAGCUGGGCUCUGAACAGUUAAGAGGAAAGAGGGAGGAAAGAGUGGUAGCUAAGACAACCUUGAAAGUACCAGCACCAUGAUGGUGGGUGCAAAUGAAUGGGAGGGAGACUGCAGCAGAUGAGGAAGUUCUCAUUACAGAGAACUUGAUGAGACCAUAAAAGCCUCUGUGAAACCUAGCAGUCCCCAUGCCUUUCCUCUGGUGAAACUUCCCCGGCUGGUUGGAGAUAACUCUGUGCUGAAGCUGAUGUGGCAGAUCUGUUAGUCACUGCAGACUGACCCAGAACUGAGAGCAUGCUUAGGAACAGGAAAAGUAACUGAACUCGAUGUCUGUGCUUUGAGUGAGUGCUGCAAGUGGAGUGCUCGACAUCUGGCAGCUGCUCAGCAGCUCGAGGUUAAAUUGCUCUCCUUCCCCAGCUCUGAGUCUGUUGAAAAAGCAAGAAAGGAGACAACUGAUGAAGUCUUGGAAUGCCAGAAGCAAUAAGCAAAUGUUGCGAAAUACUGGGAAUCACUGGCCUGUGACUAUUUAAAAUGGAAAAUGCAGUUCAUAAUGGCAGAAACUGCACUUUCAAAAUAUGAAUUGAAAUGUUGUCAUUCUGCAGGCAGGUUUGGUGAGCAGUCCUGGCAGCUGUGGAUUUUAUUCCUCUUUCACAGUAAGGCCAGCACAGACAGAAGCAUCCGCUGGGGUGCUCAAGGCCUCGCUCCAAUGUACCCUGCGGUCCAGGAAUAAUUAAAUUUAAUUGGUUUUUGUGAGAAAAGCGGCAGCAGAAAGUACCUGAUUUGUACCUUUAUGCUAAAUGCUAAAAUUCUGAUCCAUAAAAUACUGCUGACCUUGGGCAUGCUGGAAAGUGUAAAUUAAAACAGCUUCUAGCUACACAGUUAGUGGGGAAAAACAUGGUCCUUGUUUAUUUACUUAGGAUGGGGGGCCCUGGCAGGAGCUUCACCUGUCUGAGUCUGUGCAGGAUGACUAUGACUUUGUCAAAGAAGUGACAGGACACAACUUUUGUCACAGGUGCUGUCCAGUUAUAACACUGGGCUUUAAAGAGGGUGACUAAAAGCAGCGUCUUGCUGCAGAUGUCAAAUGCAUUUUCAUCCGGUUUUACUUAUGUUGCAAGGAGGGCCCUGAUAAGGGACUCUGGACGUAUGAAGUGUGUGUGCUCUUGCAAGUGUUAACAGAACUGAGAGCCCACUAAUUGUUUUGUUUUGGGGUUAUUUGUUUGUUUAUUUAUUUAUUUACUUUCCAGAAAAAGCUUCCUUCUCUACUCACACUGCUGGAUCUGAAGGCAAAGGCCAGCUGGGGACCCAGUGCCUGGUGGAGAUGGCGAGGACCCACCGCUAUGGUGGCGGUGCCCAGAGCAGCACAGCUGUCAGCCACCCCUCUGACAGAGAUGCAGGUGUGGGAGCUCCGAAACCUGGCACCUUGCGGACAUCCGCUGGCUUAUGCUGUACGGACUUUGCAUCGGGGCUCUCACAACCCUGGUGGGGGGACGUUACCCACCCAACGUGCUCUUUCUCUCUUUUUUUUUUUUUUUGGUGGGUGUGUGGGAAAGCCGAAAUCCGACGUCGGUGCUGGGGUCCCCCCCAGCAUCGCAGGACCGAGGGGACAAGAUGGCGCCGCCGGUGGCUCCCCUCAGCCGCGGCGCGAGGUCGUGGCGAGAAGGGCGGGGGGGGGAAGGGCGUCGCCUCGCACCCGCCCCUCCCUCUCUCCCUCUCCCUCCCUCCCUCCCUCCCUCCCUCGCGCGGCGUCGCCAUCUUGCAAGCGGAGAACCGGAGGGGCUGAGCUCUGCUGCUGCCUCUGCCUCUCCCCCUCCCCUCCGGCCGGGCUGCCUUCUCCCGGGGCCGGGGGGCCGGAGCCGGCAGGAGAAAUACUAGUAUCAAAGAAUGACAACAGCUGCUUCACCAAGUGAAUGCAUUGUGCAAGAGGUCGUUACUUACAGCUACCAGCUUUAUUGAACUCUUCCUAACAUUUCAUCCUUAUUUUCUUUUAGGAGCGGAAAAACAACUUAGGUUUGAUGUUUUGUGUGCCAUCAACUGAAAUUGGGGCCAUCAUGAAUAUAACCAAGGGUGGACUGGUGCUGUUUUCAGCUAACUCCAAUUCGUCAUGCAUGGAACUAUCGAAGAGGAUUGCUGAGCGCUUAGGAGUUGAGAUGGGGAAGGUUCAGGUUUAUCAAGAGCCAAACAGAGAAACAAGAGUGCAGAUUCAGGAGUCUGUGAGAGGGAAGGAUGUAUUUAUCAUCCAAACAGUUUCAAAGGACGUGAAUACUACGAUCAUGGAACUCCUGAUCAUGGUGUACGCCUGUAAAACCUCCUGUGCCAAAAGCAUUAUAGGAGUGAUUCCUUACUUCCCGUACAGCAAACAGUGCAAGAUGAGGAAAAGGGGCUCCAUUGUCUCUAAAUUACUGGCUUCAAUGAUGUGCAAAGCUGGACUAACUCAUCUUAUUACCAUGGAUUUACAUCAGAAGGAAAUACAGGGCUUCUUCAAUAUUCCAGUUGAUAACUUGAGAGCAUCUCCAUUUUUACUACAGUACAUCCAAGAAGAGAUACCAGACUACAGGAAUGCUGUAAUUGUGGCCAAAUCACCUGCGUCUGCAAAGAGGGCACAAUCCUUUGCUGAGCGCUUACGGCUGGGAAUUGCUGUGAUUCAUGGGGAAGCUCAAGAUGCUGAGUCUGACAUGGUGGAUGGUCGACACUCACCACCUACAGCCAAAAACGUAGCUGCGAUUCAUCCCAGUUUGGAGAUACCCAUGCUGAUUCCCAAGGAAAAACCACCCAUCACAGUUGUUGGAGAUGUAGGAGGGAGAAUAGCUAUCAUCGUGGAUGACAUCAUAGAUGAUGUCGACAGCUUUCUUGCUGCAGCCGAGACCCUCAAGGAGCGGGGGGCUUACAAGAUCUUUGUCAUGGCCACACAUGGCCUGUUGUCUUCAGACGCUCCCAGGCUGAUAGAGGAAUCUGCAAUCGAUGAAGUGGUUGUUACAAACACAAUUCCGCACGAAAUACAAAAACUCCAGUGCCCUAAAAUCAAGACUGUGGAUAUCAGCAUGAUCCUCUCAGAAGCCAUUCGCAGGAUCCAUAACGGGGAGUCCAUGUCGUACCUUUUCAGAAAUAUAGGACUGGAUGAUUAAUGCUUUUUAUUCUAAAGAAACAACCCGGGCCAAACUGGAAGCGAACAGAUAACGAGCUGUGAAGCGUCAUGCUUACCUUAAUAUUUCUAUUGAGCCACUUUUUGUUUUCUCUUGGUUUGAGUAUCAAGGUAGAACAGUUUUUAAGAGCUAUUUUUUUUCUUUGCAGGGUUGUUUUUUUUGGGGGGGGUGGGGGGUGGGGGGGUGGGGAAUAAACAUUUUACAAAAAACUGUUCUAGUUGCUUUUAGGUUAGUUGCACUAUAUACAUGAUGGAAAAAAACCCACAAAACACUUGAGGCAGGAUUUUGGCUUCUAAAUUAAGCAUUCCUUUUCCAAAGCUGCUUGCUACAAGUGCUUUAAAAGAUAAUAAAAUGAAGUGACUGUAUAAUAUUUGCAUUUUCAAAGCCAAAAAGGUUGUACUGUUGUACGCAGUUAAGUGAUUUUGUAGGAGUGCUUUUAUAGAAAAGCAUAUGAAAUAUGCACCUGUAUUUAUUUUCUGCGACAAAGAAUAAAGAAUUGUUUUGUGUGAGCUUUCUAAAAA